Messenger RNA from Protopolystoma xenopodis, 780 nucleotides. Lineage: Eukaryota; Metazoa; Platyhelminthes; Monogenea; Polystomatidea; Polystomatidae. The record is from the annotation of a GenBank genome assembly.
ACAGACAAUCUACCGCAUUCCCUUCACUGGCGACAUUCUUCUCCUCGGACUCGAGGCCUUCUGUGCAGGGUUGCUCGGACCUGUACCAAAAGGGGCCAAGUGACGAAAACUGCGAGAUGGACGAUAACGGAUGACGAAAGAUGGAGAGACUCAACUAACAACGGCAUAGCAGCGGGCAAAAGUGGACACACGAGUGCAAGAGGUGAGGAGCUCUCUUUGCGACACUUGCACGAAGAAGAGCUCGAACCCGGGCAGGCUUUCAUCUUGACAACAGAAGGCAUUCAUGUUCGCGUGUCUGGGACCUCGUCUCUUUCUGAGUUUAUUCUUGCCCCGCCUCCUCCGUCCCCCCUACUCCCUCACCUUCCCUCACCCUCUUUCCCUCUCUACCUGACGUACCGUCCGGACGGGAGACGGUGGCGCCGUUUCUGUAUCACUCGCAAAUUGGCCAAAAUUGAAAAGGCGUCAGCUGCCACUUUUGUCGCCUUCGCCCCCUACCCACGUCCACGCCUCACGCCAGGCCAGUUGCUUUUGGUCCCAUUCACCUCAGCGUCUGUACCAAACCCGGCCAGUCGAUGUCUCCGGGCCGGCUCUGGGCCGCACGCCGUCCCGGCCGAAUGGCGACAAUCGAGUAGCCACUCCUCGUCCGAGUCGCCUCGGCUCGGACUCCCGACGAGCAUCUGUCGCGCAGUCGAAUUGUCAACGCGAUUCAUACCUUUUUUGGGAUACCCACUUCUUUGCAAUGCAAUAGCCGGAAAAGAAGAAGGGGUUGGCCGAAAAUGA